Molecule: messenger RNA, 2656 nt
Organism: Octopus sinensis (East Asian common octopus)
Lineage: Eukaryota; Metazoa; Mollusca; Cephalopoda; Octopoda; Octopodidae
Product: zinc phosphodiesterase ELAC protein 2
Exons: 22
Coding region: 97-2538 (813 amino acids)
Biological process (GO): mitochondrial tRNA 3'-end processing
Cellular component (GO): mitochondrion
Molecular function (GO): 3'-tRNA processing endoribonuclease activity
Source: RefSeq, a predicted model, not a curated record
AGUCAACGAGAGUUACGUCCCUUGACUCAAUGUCGUCCAUCCACGAUGUUCUUCUGUUGUUGACAUGAAUCUUCUUUUCGAAGUUAUAACUUACAAAUGAAUAUAUUGAUAUUCCCAGUUUGGAAAAUUGCCAAACCUACAUACUUUUUCCCUUCGCCAUCAGUGUUAACAGCCUACCAUUCUCGUGCCAGCGCAAACAAAGUAAAACGACUCCUUCAGGAGAUGCCAAAAGCCCAGACGACGAAGGAGAAGCUUCGACAUGUGCGUUACAGGGAGCAGAUCGGAGGGAAAUUACCAAUUCCUGGCAAAAUAGAGUUGGAGGUUAUUGGUAGCGGUGGUUAUGGUACACCCCGCUCUGUAAUACUGUCAACGGAUCAUGUGCGAUAUUUAUUUAAUUGUGGUGAAGGAACUCAGAGGAUUGCAUCAGAACAUAAAUUUAAGUUAUCACGGUUAGAGAAUGUUUUCAUAACGCAUAAUAGCUGGAACAAUAUUGGAGGCCUUCUUGGUUUAGCCCUGACUCUUGAAGCAAUUAAUGUACCUAAGAUCACAGUUCAUGGGCCUCUUAAAGUGGAACAAUCAAUUCGAAUGGCCAAAAGUUUUGCAGAGAAUUCAAAUAUCUGUAUAGAAAAACGUGAAGCUGAUAUGGGCAUUUAUGAAGACACUGCUUUUAAGAUAGAAUAUGUUUCCCUUCUACCAAAUGCCAUUGCAACAGAAAGAGUUAAGAUGUGUAAACUAAAAGAAAAUUUGACUGAAAACAGUGACCCAGCACCUCCUAAGAAAAUGCGAUUUUCUGUUGAAGAAUUAGAUGCUGCCAUGGCCUUUAUUUGUACACCUCAUCCUGCUCGGCGUCGAUUGAAUCUUGAGAAGUGUGUAGAUCUUGGGGUUCCUGUAGGGCCACUUCUGGGAAUUUUAAAGAAUGAAACCUCUGUGACGCUAGAUAAUGGAACUGUGAUCCAUCCUGAUCAAGUACUUAGUGAAGUUGAGAAGCCAUAUCCUUUAUUGGUUCUUGAAUGCCCUAAUAUUGACUACUUGGAUGCUCUUUUAUCAAGUGAGUCCCUUGCUUCAUUGCAAGUUGAGAAUGAUGACCAGCACCUACCUGCUGAUGUUGUGGUGCAUAUGUCUAGUGUGGAAGUAAUUUCACAUCCCAAAUACCAAAAAUGGAUGAAAAGGUUUCCCAACAGCACAAGCCAUCUAAUUGUGAAUGAAAGCACCAGCUCUGUGGCUAACUUUGGUUCUUACAAAAUUCAGGCAAUGUUGAAUUUACUGAGUCCCAGUAUCUUUCCAUUGCUUUAUCACCAACGACCUGAGAACUCAAAGGCAAUAACAGUAAAUGACACUGCUUCAGAAGACAAUGUACAGCUGGCCAGUACUAAUCUGAAAUUUUUUGUACGACCACGGAAAGGGUUCAAUUAUGACCAAUGUUUAGAGUUGAAUAAUGGUGAGUUUAUAAGAGAGGCUUGGAAAAUGAAAGGCUUUGAAAAACAACUUCAAGAAUUCCAUGUAAGAGUUAAAGAACAUUCACAGAAUCUUGAGGAACCUAUGACAUCCAAAGGUCCUGAAAUUUUGUUCUUAGGAACUGGUUCUUCGGUUCCAAGUAAACGGAGAAAUGUUAGUGGUAUCCUGGUUCAGAUAGAGCCAGACAACUACGUAUUGUUAGACUGUGGAGAAGGAACUGCUGGUCAACUUUAUCGGCAUUAUGGUGAAGAAAAUUCUGCCCACAUCCUACGCAAUCUGAAAGCCAUUUUCAUUUCUCAUAUGCAUGCUGAUCACCACAUGGGCUUGUUUGGUAUUCUACGUGAUCGUCAAAAAUAUAUCAAAAAUUGUAAAGAAACUGUAAAUCCUGUUCUGCUGCUUUCACCUGUUCAGAUUAGACGUUGGUUAAAUUUCUACAUGUCAAACAUUGAGAACUUACAGCAGGCUGUAAAAUUAAUUCCUCUGCAGAGUAUAUUACCUCAUCAAUCAGAAGUGAAUAGAGAAAUGCUCACAGAAGUUCUAAAUGCCUUACAAUUGUCAAAGUUUGUCCCUGUUGAGGUUGACCACUGUAAAAAUGCAUUUGGAGUAGUUUUAGCUCAUACCUCUAACUGGUCAGUGGUCUAUUCUGGAGACACAAUGCCCUGUGAACGGCUCAUUAAUGCUGGUCAAAACUGUGAUCUACUUAUACAUGAAGCUACAAUGGAAGAUGACUUGGAAGAAGAAGCCAAGAUCAAAACCCACAGCACAACGUCACAAGCAAUUGAUGUUGGGAUGAAAAUGGGUGCAAAGUUUAUUCUGCUGAACCAUUUCAGCCAGAGAUACUCCAAGAUUCCAAUAAUUAGCGACAGGUUUUCAGAGAAAGUCGGGAUCUCAUUUGACAAUAUGAGAGUAUCACUGUCAGAUUUACCACUUUUGCCACACCUCAAUGUUCCCUUGAAAACAUUGUUUGCUGAAGAUUAUGCAGAAAUGGAAGAAAAAAUUAUGAAAAGGUUUUUGCGUAAAAACCAAGAUGAAAUGGAAGCCACCAGGACAAGAGACACAGAUUCGACAUCAUCCGUUCUCUGAUAUAUAACAUGCAUACUUGAGAAUGUAUGUGUGUGUGUACUUACAUAUAUAUAUACACACUCAGCGGUAUUUUAUUAAAACCUUUUAAAGUAAAUAAUCAUAUAUUUAUUCUUAGUUA